This is a messenger RNA of Rhagoletis pomonella (apple maggot), 822 nucleotides long. RefSeq lists its product as uncharacterized. Lineage: Eukaryota; Metazoa; Arthropoda; Insecta; Diptera; Tephritidae. The transcript is spliced from 2 exons. The coding region runs from base 1 to 288 and encodes 95 amino acids. The record is from RefSeq and is a predicted model, not a curated record.
AUGGUAUACUCUGCGAAAGUGAAACUUUACUUCAUUAGACUUCGAAAGCGAUUUCCAGAAAUCGAUGAGGAGAUUAGAGAAGUCCUGACUGAGCACACAUCGCCCGAAACAAGUAUAAGCCUGCGACAGUUUGUGGAAAAGUAUACAAUACGCACUGGAAAGAUUUUUCCAUUGCAUGUGUGCGCCAUAAGAUCAACAGAAUUCCUCUUGAGCGUACCAUUUGUUGUGGGAUAUCGUAGCAAAUCUGGAACAUUGUACUUCUUUUACUUGACAAGCGGUGUACAUUGAAUGAUAUUUUGAUUGAUUGUGCCUUUUUAUGGAUACAUGUGUAUAAGUAGUUGCUUACAUUUAUGUUAUUCGCCCUGUUUAUAUAUUAUUUAUUAUGUACUUUAUGUAUAUACUACUAUUUAUCGAAUAAUAACCGGUGAAACAUCCCCAGGAUGCACAAUACGAUUAAAAAGCCAUUUGAUGAAAGCAUCAAAAUUAAUGGAAGUAUCAGCCUCGGAAAGACCUGGUGCUCAGUAGCUUAUACAUAUGUACUUUUGUUCAAAGUAACUUUAACUCAAAAGCAAAGACAAAGCCACUCAGAAGUUUCUUAACCAACUAGCAUACAAAAAAACUAUUUUCCUGUUAGGGCGAAACCCUGUUCCAAAGAUGUUGCAGCUUUUUCUCGGAACUCCCAAAAGUAUGCCAUAGUCUUCAAAUUAAGCCGAAAAUCUUUUCCUAACUAGUCAUUCCUUCAUGUUUGGUCUUCGGUCCAAAAUAAAAAAAAAAAAACAAAAAAACCUCCCGAGUGUAUUUCUGCCAUGAAAAAUUGCUUCU